UGUUCCUGCUGCUGCCGCUGCUGCUGCUGCUGCUGCCGCCUAGUACCACCGACAGAAAGAAAGACCAACACAGCGAAACACAAGGUAGGCUGCUAGCUGAGAGGGCAGCAUGGCGGGGCUACAGGACUUCCACCAAGGCAGCCACUGUCACAGGAAAACGUGGAUCAAUAUACUACUAGGAAUACUACAAUUACUUUUACCCUGCGUCCAGCGCGGAGGGGCUCAGCUGCAAGCUCUGAGUCAGAUGUCCACCAGCGUGGUCGAGGUCUGGCAACCAGAGGAUGCGGAUCCAUUAGUCCCGCUUCAGGUGGAGAAGGAGCGAAGAAAAGAUGGUCUUCCACUAGAAGACAGCUCUUCUCCAUAUUCACGGGAGAGUGGGAAACUCCUGCAUUUCCAGCCCCCGGUGUUGGAGUUUGGAACACAGCCGCUGGGGCUGCCAAGAGCUGAAACCAUAUAUAUACACAACCCCAGCCAGGAAGUUCCUGUGACACUGCUGUCAAUGUUUACAUCCAGCAGACAUUUUUACAUACCUUCCUUUCACAGAAGAGUGAUCCCACCCAGAGGGAAGGCAUCUUUUAAACUAAUUUUCCUCCCGUCUGAGGAGGGCAAUGUAGAAAACACAUUAUUUAUAAACACAUCGGCCCAUGGGCUACUAUCAUACCAGGUAUUUGGUGUUGGAGCCCACCAGGGUUCAUUAAAAUCUGUCCAAAGAAGGGAGAAUCUGCUAAUAUUCCCUCACAUCCAGAGCAUUAAGCUGACCCAAACUCAGGAAGAUGCCUCUAACAUCACUAUACUGGGUCUAGUCCUGGAGUGCAGCUUACCGAAGAGUGUGCUGAACAAUCCUCAGGGGUCCUGCCUCCAGAGUGAGGAGCGCCUCAGUCUGCAGAUUAAUCUGUCUGCGCGUGGUGACCAGCCCACUGACCUGGACAAGCUGAAGCCGUACGUCAUCGAGCACAUUUUGGUGCUGCUGGUCGCCCCUACGGCCGGACAGCCUGCGCUGGGGGAUCCAAAAAUAGGAGUUUAUAUGUUAAAUUCUGGAGGGAAGAAGCUCUAUGUAAAGGACAUGCAGGUGCUAUCAAAAGUGGAGGCCAGCCUGGACUUCAAUCAAGUUCUUCUGAGGCCAGAAGCAAAAAACUUCACUGCAGUAGCUAACAUGGCAUGCAGAGGUUCAUUGCCAGGCCAUGGACGGAAAUGCAUAAGUCAUAUCAGUUUAAAAAUCAUGGGGAACAGGACGACCUACAGCUUCCCUGGACUACAUAUCACACACGGAUGGAGCGUUGGGGAUUUGUUCAGCCUGUUUCAGGUGAAACAGAGCAACGCCAACCAGGUGGACCUGUGGCUCACGAACCCGUUCCCUCACCCCCUCACUGUGCUGAACGCCAGCCUUUCAGAGAAGCUGCAGGGAGUGAUGAAGGUGAUGAACUUCAGCAGUCCUCUGACGGUGCCCCAGGGCUGCUGGCCCGUCCUGUCCCUCCAGUUGCUCACGAAGGCCCUGCCCAUCAACCACAUGUCCACGCUGAGUCUGGAUACCAGCCUGGGCACACCCCUGCACAUACCACUCUACUUUCAGUCUUCCUCUUCCAAGCAGGAGGAAGUGAUGUUUGAGACUGAACAAGAGUGUGAACGCCCCUGUCCUCUCAGAUUAUCUGAAACAGGCCGUUCAGAGUGGCAGCGAUCUCUCCUCCCAGACUUUUUCCCCUCGUCCUGGGCCGUAGACAGUAAACUGGCAGCUGAGCUCUGCUCUCGAUGGCAGAGUCACACGGACAAGCUACCUUGCAGGUGGCCCAGACUCCCCGUGGAGGCGUCUUCUCCUCUGGACUUUGGUGCCACACCUGUCAAUGAGAGCAAGGUGAAGAUCCUCAUGCUGAAGAAUCCUUCAUCUUCAGUGGUUUCUUUAGAGAUACGGAUCCUCUCCAUGUACCCGGCCCCGCUAGAGGCUCUGGACCUCCUCACCAAAUGGUUUAAUAUCAGCCCUCUCUCCGUUAACAUCAGUACAACAGAGUUCUCUCUACUGGUUCCUCCCGUCAAGGGUGAGAACAUGAAGCGUAUACGAGGAGACGGCGUCGUCCGUCUGUUGCUGCAGCCCUGGGAGUCCAGAGAAGUCGCCGUGGUCUUCACUCCCUCCGAACACAAACCCACCACUACCGUUCUUAUCAUCAGGAACAACUUGACGGUGUUCGACAUGGUGACUGUUCAGGGCCACGGCGCCAAAGAGCUGCUGAGAGUUGGAGGCAAACUGCCCGGCCCUGGGGCGUCUCUGCGCUUCAACGUUCCUCAAUCAACUCUAAUGGAGUGUCGUGAUGGUCUGCGCAUCAACAAGCCGCUGUUCGCCAUCAGGAAGAGUUUUAAGGUGGAGAAUGCAGGAGAGCUUCCUCUGACGGUCAUGUCCAUGAACAUAAAUGGUUAUAAGUGUCAGGGGUUUGGCUUCGAGGUGCUGCAGUGUCGCUCCUUCAGCCUCGACCAUAACGCCUCCUCUGAGAUCACCAUCGCGUUCACUCCAGACUUCACCUCAUCCUGGGUGAUUCGGGAUCUCACCCUGGUUACAUCACGCGGGACCUCCUUCCCUUUCACCCUCAACGUGACACUGCCCCACCACAUGUUGCCACUCUGUGCCCAGGUGGUUCCUGGACCCAGCUGGGAGGAAACUUUCUGGGUGAUCACUCUCAUCUUUACAUGCUUCUCCUUGUUCGGUGUGUGUCUGAUGGCCUUCCAUCAGGCUCAGUACAUCCUCAGUGAUUUCUCAGCACCCGGCAUCAGGAGCAACCACAACUCUGUCCUGUCCCGGGACAACGGCUCAGUCAAUAACAUCACGCCCAACGGAGUGAAUAAAUCCAAAGGCAGUUGUAAGACGUAUAUGGAGACCUGUCACACAUCAGAUAAAGGUAAGGGGCGCGGGUCUCCAGCUCUGGCCAAUGUCCCCGCCUCUCGUCCUCAGUCCUCAAAGAAAGGCUCCUCCACCACGCCGUCCCAACAGCAGAAGAAACCCAAAGUUUCGCUCUACUACAUGAAGUAUAAGCCCAGCUCGUCCACGGUCACAGCUGGUGCUGUGGCGAUGGACGAAGAGCCUGAGGACCUGACCCCGGACCCGACCUUGACGCCGGACCCAGACGUCUGCAACAACAACCAGCCAGCUUUCAUCAGUGAGAUGGAUAAAAAGACGCCCGUGGACUAUAAAGAAGACGUCCAGAGCUCUAUUGAAGACAGCGCGCCAGCGGCCGUUAUGUUUCCCAUGGAAAUACCUGCUGAUUUCACAGACGACGUCGCGCUGGUUCCAGGACCUAGACCGGACCUGUUGGUGUGCAGUCCUGUCGAGAAGAGCUGCACUGAGCGCUACGCAGAGAAGAUGGAGCCAGAGAAAAGGGACAGCUCCGAACUGGAGCUGAGAGAAGAAACAAAAAGCCAGAAAAAGAAAGCACCGAGCGCAGAGACCGGAGCUCCAGCAGGAAACAAUAAGGGACGAAGGAGCCGCAGAAAGACAGAAAAUGUCGCCAGUGCUCCUGAGCACAACGUGCUAGUGAUGCCAGAGAAAGAAAAUGAUUGGAAAACCGGGGACCCCAACAUGAGUGGAGCCCUGGGCAGGAACCGCUGCUUCAACGGCUCCAAGUCAGAAGUGCCAAAGCCUGCGCAGAGCGCCGACAGCCCCCUCAAACAGAACGGUGUGUGUCCUCCUCGCGCUCGGAGAAAGUGUCCCACGGAGCGGCGCGUGGGAGUGUGCGAGUCGGGCUCGGACUCGGGCAGCUCGUCGGGUAGUGUGAGGGCCAGCAGAGGGAGCUGGGGCAGCUGGAGCAGCACCAGCAGCAUGGAAGGAGACAAGGACGUCAACGCCCGGACACACGCCUGCACUACCUCAUCUAGAAAAAGGGACUCCAUGCAGUACACUGUCCACCCAGCAGAGAGAGACUGCUACCAGACCAUGAAUACGCACUGCAAGUCUGUCAGCAUGAACAGCGUGUAUCGUAAAGACAUGUGCCAAAGCCCAGAAACGCCUGCAUCCAGCUUCACUCCCAGUUUUGCUGCUGUCACUGCAGGAAUGGACAGGAACAUGGACCUGACAAGUCAGUAUCUGCCUGAGGAGACGUGGUCCGCUCCAUCCAUCCCACUCACCAAUGAGUUCAGAUACAACGCCACCGAAGCUCUUUCCUACGUACCUCAACCGCCAAAUCCAGGCCCGUACAACGGGUUUACUUGGAAUAGUGCCAACAGCCAUUGCAACAGUCCCUACUACUGUGAGGAGGCCAACUACAUAGGUAACGGGACGUUUCCGAGUGCUUUUCCCGUUCCAGAGGCCCAGAACACACACGGCAAUCAGGUCAGCUGGAGCGAAGAGCAGCCUCAGGAGUCGCCCUCGACCUGGGACACAGCAGCCUGCGUGGGCAGCAAGCCAUACUUCUCGGGUACCCGCAGCCUGUCCCCCAUGUCCAGCCUGUUUGGCUCCAUCUGGACACCGCAGAGCCACUUCCAGCCUGAGCGAUCAGCCCCGAUGUCGCCCGUGUCCCCCAUCACCCCCAUCACUCCCAUCACCCCCCCGCGCUCUCCCUACAGCCGGGAGCCGGGGGGGACCUGCGGCCCGAUCCAGUACUCCAGCUUCAACCCCUUCGGCCCGCACAUGAACCUGGACAUAUGGAACUCUUCGUCCAACCGCAGCUCCAACUCCCAACUCUCCAACGACUCGGGCUACUGUGGAGAUGUUUAAAACACACACACACAAAAAAAAUUUAAAAAAGAGAGAGAGA
This is a messenger RNA of Mugil cephalus (flathead mullet), 4733 nucleotides long. It is a transcript of the gene tmem131l, whose product is annotated as transmembrane 131 like. The transcript has 34 exons. NCBI's taxonomy places the organism in Eukaryota, Metazoa, Chordata, Actinopteri, Mugiliformes, Mugilidae. The coding region runs from base 110 to 4693 and encodes 1527 amino acids. The record is from RefSeq and is a predicted model, not a curated record. Gene Ontology annotation, cellular component: membrane.